This is a messenger RNA of Otolemur garnettii (small-eared galago), 2648 nucleotides long. RefSeq names its product acyl-CoA synthetase long chain family member 1 (gene ACSL1). NCBI's taxonomy places the organism in Eukaryota, Metazoa, Chordata, Mammalia, Primates, Galagidae. Gene Ontology annotation, biological process: very long-chain fatty acid metabolic process; long-chain fatty-acyl-CoA biosynthetic process; long-chain fatty acid metabolic process. Gene Ontology annotation, molecular function: arachidonate-CoA ligase activity. The transcript is spliced from 21 exons. The record is from RefSeq and is a predicted model, not a curated record. Gene Ontology annotation, cellular component: membrane; endoplasmic reticulum. Bases 301 to 2397 code for a protein of 698 amino acids.
UGUCCAGGUUGCCUCAUCUCCAGCUCGCUGAAGAGCCUUUCUGGCCAAGAGCUAUGGCGAAACCGCGCGUGGGGGCCGUGGUGAAAUCGGGUUGAAAAAGGUCGCGCACGCCAGUGCCAAAGGAGAACGGAAAGGAAAACUGUGGCCACCAAGGCUGGUCCAAAGGGGACCCCACGCCACGUCGCGCGCAGCCGGCAACGGGGGAGCGCAGAGCCCGCGGAAAGGGCCUCCUAUACCCCGAGGCGCUGCAGACCCCCGCGAUCGCCAGAAUUCAGCUUAGAAAACUACCAACACAGGACAAUGCAAGCCCACGAGUUGUUCCGGUAUUUUCGAAUGCCAGAGCUGGUUGACUUCCGACAAUACGUGCGCACCCUUCCAACCAACACGCUCAUGGGCUUCGGGGCUUUUGCAGCACUCACCACUUUCUGGUACGCCACGAGACCCAAAGCCCUGAAGCCGCCAUGUGACCUCUCCAUGCAGUCGGUGGAAGUGGCGGGUGGAGAAGGUGCUAGAAGAUCCACGCUGCUCGACAGUGAUGAGCCCUUGGUGUACUUCUAUGAUGAUGUCAGAACCUUGUACGAAGGUUUCCAGAGGGGUAUACAGGUGUCAAAUAAUGGCCCUUGUUUGGGCUCUCGGAAACCAAACCAGCCCUAUGAAUGGCUUUCAUAUAAACAGGUUGCAGACUUGUCAGAAUGCAUAGGCUCAGCGCUCAUCCAGAAAGGCUUCAAGACUGCCCCAGACCAGUUCAUUGGCAUCUUCGCCCAAAAUAGACCGGAGUGGGUGAUUAUUGAGCAGGGAUGCUUUGCCUACUCCAUGGUGGUUGUUCCCUUGUACGAUACCCUGGGGACUGAAGCCAUCACCUACAUAGUCAACAAAGCUGAACUCUCUCUGAUUUUUGUUGACAAACCAGAGAAGGCCAGACUCUUAUUAGAAGGUAUAGAAAAUAAGUUAACACCAUGCCUCAAAAUCAUAGUUCUCAUGGACACCUUUGGUAGUGAGCUGGUGGAACGAGGCAAGAAGUGUGGAGUGGAAGUUACCAGCAUGAAGGCAAUGGAGGACCUGGGAAGAGCCAACAGGCGGAAGCCCAAGCCUCCAGCUCCUGAAGAUCUUGCAGUAGUUUGUUUCACAAGUGGAACGACAGGCAACCCCAAAGGAGCGAUGAUCACUCAUCAAAAUGUAGUGAGCGAUUGUUCAGCAUUUGUGAAAAUGACAGAGAAAGUACUUGCCUUGAAUGCCAGUGACACACACAUUUCGUUUUUGCCACUUGCACACAUGUAUGAGCAGCUCAUGCUGUGUGUAAUGCUGUGUCACGGAGCUAAAAUCGGAUUUUUCCAAGGAGAUAUCCGGCUGCUUAUGGAUGACCUCAAGGUGCUUCAGCCCACUAUCUUUCCUGUGGUUCCAAGGCUGCUAAACCGCAUGUUUGAUCGAAUCUUUGGACAAGCCAACACCACUCUGAAGCGGUGGCUCUUGGACUUCGCAUCUAAAAGGAAGGAGGCCGAGCUUCGCAGUGGCAUUAUCAGGAACAACAGCCUGUGGGACAAACUGAUCUUCCACAAAAUACAGUCAAGCCUGGGUGGAAAAGUACGGCUGAUGGUCACAGGAGCUGCCCCCGUGUCUGCCACUGUACUGACGUUUCUGAGAGCAGCCCUCGGCUGUCAGUUUUACGAAGGCUACGGACAGACUGAGUGCACUGCUGGCUGCUGCCUGACUGUCCCUGGAGACUGGACGGCAGGCCAUGUUGGUGCCCCCAUGCCUUGCAACUUUAUAAAACUUGUUGAUGUGGAAGAAAUGAAUUACAUGGCUGCCAAAGGUGAGGGUGAGGUGUGUGUGAAAGGGGCAAAUGUAUUUCAGGGCUACUUGAAGGACCCAGCAAAGACAGCAGAAGCUUUGGACAAAGAUGGCUGGUUACACACAGGGGACAUUGGAAAAUGGUUACCAAACGGCACCUUGAAGAUCAUCGACAGGAAGAAGCACAUAUUCAAGCUGGCCCAAGGAGAAUACAUAGCACCUGAAAAGAUUGAAAAUAUCUACCUGCGAAGUGAACCUAUCGCUCAGGUGUUUGUCCACGGAGAAAGCUUGCAGGCAUUUCUCAUAGCAAUUGUGGUACCGGAUGUUGAGACAUUAUCUUCCUGGGCCCAAAAGAAAGGAUUUGAUGGAACCUUUGAUGAACUGUGCCGAAAUAAGGAUCUCAAGAAAGCCAUCCUAGAAGAUAUGGUGAGACUCGGGAAGGACUCUGGUCUCAAGCCAUUUGAACAGGUCAAAGGCAUUGCGAUACACCCUGAAUUAUUUUCUAUUGAAAAUGGCCUUCUGACUCCAACAAUGAAGGCCAAAAGGCCAGAGCUGCGGAACUAUUUCAGGUCACAGAUAGAUGAACUUUAUUCCACCAUCAAGGUUUAAUGUGAGGAAGAACGUCAGAAGAACAGCAUACCGCCUCCAUCUCUUACUCUACCAAUGGCCUUCACGUUGGUAAUUUUGACUACAGCAAGUCUAGGGAAGGAAAUGUGCACGUUUAACUAGUCUGCUCGGGGUUCUUGUCAUAGGAAUAUUAGAGGAAAUGGAACACUGCCUUAUAGUCACCUUAUGUUGUAGGCCAUGUUUAUGGUGAUAUACAAUUCCCAAAAUGAGCCUUAAAAAUUGUAACAGAAAAA